UUCUAUAAAAAAAAUAAUUAAUAUAAUACUUUUAUUACUUUUAUAUUCAUUAUAAAUAGUAUGAUUAAUUAUAAAAAAUUAUAAUUUAUUUUUUACCACCAUUUAUUUAUUACAAAUAAUAUGAAUAUAAAAUAUUAUCUAAUUUGUUAUUUAUUAAAUAACUAUUUUAAGUUAAUUAAAAUUUAUUAAAAAUAAUUAUUCAUUUAAAAGGUUUAUUAUUCUAAAUUAUUUUUACUUUUUAAUGUUUAUUUUUAAUGUUUCCAAAUAUAAUUUAAUUUUACAUGCGCUGUCAUCCGUAAUAGUAAAUAAAAUAAGAAAGAUUUUAGAACACAAAAUAAAAUUGAAAUUAAAAAUAACAAUUGCAUAAAUGCUUUAUUUUCAAAAAAAAUAUGUUUAAAAUUAAUUAAAUAUUAUAUUAUAUUUGAUUGAUAGCUGAUCAUUGUAGAUUUUAUAUAAAUUAAUAUAGAAGUUUAUAUUUAUGUUAUUCAUAUUUAUAAUGAUAAUAUAUAAUUUUGUGAAUAAAAACAAUAAUUUAAAAUAAUUUUCUAUUUUAUUAUCUUACAUUCGAUUCCAAUUUCUUUAGAUAUUGAUCAUGUGGUUUUAUUUACGAAUCCGAGAAGUCAAUUAAUUAUAGAAAAAAAUAUUAUGUUUCAACAAUAAUCAUUAAAUAUUUCGCGAUUGAAUAAAAUAAAAUAUAUUUGACCGAAACAUAUGUUAGAUAUUUUAUGACGAUUAAAAAUAAUGAUUAAUUUAAUAAAUCAAAGAUUUUUGCCAAUUUUUUUAACCUUAUUAAAGUGACAUCUCGAAAAAAUUGAUUAAUUUUAUUAUAUUAUAUAUAUAAUUUAAUAUAUAAUAGAUUUUGAACUAUUUAUUAAUAAAAAUGCAUUUCAAAAAUGAAUAUCGUAGAUCUAUAGAUGAAUACAAACCUGCUAUACCAAUAAAAAGAAAAAUGGGACUUUAUUGGAUCUUAGUUGUUGUAAGAAUUAUUUUAACAUUUAUUCCUCAAACAGGAUACAUUCAUCCUGAUGAAUAUUUUCAAUCUAUUGAAGUUAUAUCUGGAGAUCAUUUUGACAUUGAUGUUAAUAAACCAUGGGAAUUUAAUUCAACUUUUCCUAUAAGAACUGUUUUAAUAUCUCAAAUAAUAAUUGGUAUACCAUAUUCAAUUUUAAAAAAACUUUCACAAUAUACACUUUUUUAUUUGGGUAUAUCAUUAAAAUCACCAUAUUUUCUUAUAUUAUUUCCACGUUUAUUAGUAUGUGGUUUAUCUUUUAUAUCAGAUUAUUGUUUAUAUAAAAUCUGUUACAUAUAUGGACAAAAUUACAAAAUAAGACUGAUUAUUUAUGCCAGUUCCUAUGUUAUGCUUGUUUAUGCUACUCAUACAUUAUCAAAUACCAUUGAAUUGGUAUUAACAGCAUUAUUACUAUAUUAUGCAUCAUAUUCUAUGGCACAUUCAGAAAAGGUAGUUGUCCAAAGUGACUAUUUAUCGGAUAAAUAUAGUAAAGCAAAAACUGGAAUAGAAAGAGUAAAAUAUUAUAAACUUAAAGCUUCAUUGCCUCCUCAUUCUUUAAAUCAUUGUAUAAAAAUUGCAACAAUCACUGUAAUUGGUAUAUUUAAUAGACCAACAUUUAUUGCAUUUGCCUUCAUUCCUAUCUUCUUUUGGUUACAAAGAGGUUUAGGUUCUAAAAGUGUAGGAUUUGGACAUUUUCAUGUCCGAAUAUUCACUUUUAUUGCUUGUGGAAUACCUACUACUAUCUUUUUUAUUUUAGUUGAUAGUUUUUAUUUUGGUUACUUAACAAUGGCAGAAAUAGGUAAUCUUGACAUUAACAUGAAUAAUUUUGUGGUAACACCACUCAAUUUUCUCAGAUAUAAUUCAAAUAUUAAAAACUUACAAGAUCAUGGUUUGCAUCCUCAUUAUUUACAUUUUAUAGUAAAUAUACCCCUUCUAUAUAAUGUUCUUGGAGUUAUUGGCCUUCUUACAUUUGGAAAAAUGUUAUAUAGUGGUUUAAAGGCGCAAUGGUUAAACUUGCCGCGGAUACAAAGUGUUGUUGGUUUAAUGACAACAUCUUUUAUUAUACCUAUCAUGUUAUUAUCAAUAUUUCCACAUCAAGAGCCUAGAUUUAUUAUACCAACAUUAUUACCUCUAACUUUUUUGUAUGCACCAAAUAUAAAUCAAACAUCAGGAGUUGAUACUAUUACUCGUAUUUCUGGAAAUAAUGAAAAUACUUUUACAACAGAAAGAAAUAAGUUGAAUAAACUACAGAUUUUAUGGUUUAUAUGUAACAUUGCAUUAACAUUUUUUUAUGGAUUUGCUCAUCAAGGUGGAGUUCUACCCUUAUCAUCUCACAUAGCAAAUGAAUUAAAAGCAAAACCAGAUCUUACACAUAUACAUUUAUUUACAUCACACACUUAUUCUAUACCAACAGCACUUCUACAUUUAAGAAAUACUAGAAAGACAUAUGUAAGUAGUGGAAAUCAUAAGUAUAAAUUGAUAAAAGAUUUUUAUCUUUAUGAACAAGGUUCAAAAUCUAUACAAGAUGUAUGUAAUGUUAUUGCUUUAAAACUUCACGAAUGUGAAUAUAAAUAUGCUACUAAAAAAGUACCAUAUAGAUUAUAUUAUGCUCUUCCUGCUACGGAUUUGGAAGAAUUUAUUUUUAUUCAAAAUAAUAUAAAUUUAUUUGAUUAUCAUAUUGUACAUAAAUUUUAUCCACAUGUUACCAUUGAAAAAUUACCAUUUUCAAAAGUUACUAAGAAUAUUACGCGGUUUACGCAUUUAACUAUAUUUUCAGUAGAAAAAUUGACUGAAAUUAUGAAUAAUAUAUUGGAAAUGUUUCAACAAUUCCAAUUGUUAUUAAUACGAAUUGAAUAUUUGAUAGAUAAUAAAUAUAAAACUGUACAUAUAUCCUGAAAAAAAUUGUUAUAUUUAUAACUAUAUAAAUUUAAAUAGAUUAUGAAAUAUAUAUAUAUAAUAUAUUUAUUAAUAUUUUAUCGAUAUAAUAUAAUUACAUUUAUUAUUAUAUGUAAUAGUAUUAAAUAUAUAAAGUCAUAUAAUGUAAAAAAAUUCUUAAAAUUUUUAACAGAAAAAUAUUAUUAAUUUAAAUAGUUAAUAUCAUUAAAUUAUAAACAUAUUUGAUAUAUACAAGAAAUAACAUAUUAAAAUGUAUAUUAUUAAAUUUUUCUAAAAAUAAAAUUUUAUUGCAUAAUAUAAAAAUUAUAAUAUUGCAUAUAAAACAAAAACAUAUAAAAAAAUACUACUAUUUAAAAUAAAUAAUUUUUUAGAAUUAAAUUCACUAUAUGUAUUAUAUUACAUAUAAUAUAUAACAUAAAAUUUAACAUUAAAUUUAAAAAUCAUGAUAAUUUUAUUUUAUGCUUAUUUAACAUUAUUUAAUAUAGAGCUAGCUUAUUUUAAUAUAGAGAAAUAGCUUAAUAAAAUUACUGAAUAUAAUUUUGUAAAGUAUACUAAUAAAUAAAAAUAAUGUAUAUUUCAAUUUUUUUUAAAUAAUUAAUAUAACUAUUUUGAUAAUUAAAUUACAUAUAGUAUAAUAUAUUCGAAAAAUGAAAACAUCAGUUAACUUAAAAUUCCUGAAAUAAUUUCAAGCAAUUUUUUCUUUACAAAAUUUUUCGUUAUGAUUUAUUAAUAAGUUAUUAACAAAAAACGCUGGUCAAUUACAGAAUACGUAAUUAAAUUAAUUUAUUUCGAAUAAAAUAUAAUUUGAUAUAAUUUUUUUUCUAUAAAAAAAUAUCUGUUAUAUUCAAGUUUUCGACACAUAUUAUUUGAACUUGUUCGUGUUAACUGAUAGUAUAUACCUUGAUUAAUACUUUGAUUAAUCUAUAUAAAUAUAUUGUACAUAUAUUGUAAUCUAUAUAAAUAUAAAUAUAAAUAUAAUAAAUAAUCAAUAAUUGAUCAAUGUUUUUUAUUAAUAAUUUGUUAACAAAGCCAAAAAAAAGUGUUUUGUAAAAAAAAUUGUUACUUGAAAUUAUUUCAGAAAUUUUCAAUUAAUUAAUAUUAAUAUAUUACUAUAUUUUUAAAAUACAUUAUAUAUAUAUCUAUAAAAUAAAUUGGGACUAAAUAAUUAUGAAUUAUAAAUAUAAUAUAUAUAUAUAUUAUAUAUAUUUAUGUAUAUAAAUUAUAUAUAUAUAUAUACAUAAAUAUAUAGGAAGAUUUCUUAAGAUAAUUUCAAAUAAUUUUAACGAAAGUUUUUCUUUUACAAAAAUUUUACAAAAAUUUUCAUUAACAUAUAAUUAAUGAAUAAAACAUAUAAAGAAAGAAAAAAAAUAAUGGAAGAAUAGAAAUAUGGUAAGAAAUUGAUUUUCAGCAUAUCUUAGAUAACAAAAAUAUCUAUAAAGCAAAAUAAGAUAGAAUAAAACAUCAGAAUACUGAUGUUUUUAAACAUAAGAAAUCUUAUAAGAAAUAUAUUAUUUUUUGUGUUCGGGAAAUAGUCUUUAAUUUUAUAUUAUUUUAAUUUGAAUUUUAGACUAAUUCUUAAUUAUAUUAAAAUUAUUCUAUUUUAAAAAAAUAUUUUUAGCACCAGAAUUCUGAAGGUCAAUUUUUAUUCCAUUUUUACUCUUUUUCCAUUAUUUUUUGUCCUGUUUUUAUAUUUCUUUUACGAUAUUUUAAAUAAGUCUUGAAUUUUUAUCUUAUUUUUAUUUUAUUAUACUUAUUAUUACUUUAUUUUUCUCACUAUUUCUUCUCUUCACUUGCUCUUGAUAUGUACUCGAUUAUAAAACAUCGAUUGUCAAUUGAAUAUUUAUUAUUAUUAUUACUUUUCUUUUAAAACUAUAACGUGUCUAAUUCUUUAAUUUACAAUUAUGUAUACUUCAUUAUAUUACUUCAUAUAAAUAUAUUAUAAAUAAUUUAUCGUAUUUAAAAAAAUCAAAUAUUUUAGAAAACAAUUAAUUCAAGAAUAUAGAAAAUAUGUAAUUUUAUUUAAAAAAAAAAUAUACAAUAUGUUAAUUUUCAUGAAA
Apis cerana (Asiatic honeybee) is the source of this 4962-nucleotide messenger RNA. It is a transcript of the gene PIG-Z, whose product is annotated as phosphatidylinositol glycan anchor biosynthesis class Z. Lineage: Eukaryota; Metazoa; Arthropoda; Insecta; Hymenoptera; Apidae. The record is from RefSeq and is a predicted model, not a curated record. Gene Ontology annotation, biological process: GPI anchor biosynthetic process. Gene Ontology annotation, molecular function: alpha-1,2-mannosyltransferase activity. Gene Ontology annotation, cellular component: endoplasmic reticulum membrane.